Didymella exigua CBS 183.55 is the source of this 687-nucleotide messenger RNA. RefSeq lists its product as uncharacterized. The coding region runs from base 1 to 687 and encodes 228 amino acids. Lineage: Eukaryota; Fungi; Ascomycota; Dothideomycetes; Pleosporales; Didymellaceae. Gene Ontology annotation, molecular function: RNA cap binding. Gene Ontology annotation, cellular component: Lsm1-7-Pat1 complex; P-body. The transcript is spliced from 4 exons. The record is from RefSeq and is a predicted model, not a curated record. Gene Ontology annotation, biological process: deadenylation-dependent decapping of nuclear-transcribed mRNA.
AUGUCCUUCCCCAGCCAACCCCACGGUGGCCCCGCCGGUGCUCCUCCGAACAUGGCCCUGAGCUUCAACGCGAUGCUGCAGCGCUCAGUCGACUCGCCCCAGCCCGAGCACGCCGCAGAAGCCCCAGGGCAACCGCCCGCCGGCCCUGGCUAUGGGGGCGUAUACAGCACCAGCGGGCCGCCGCCAGGCCCUCCUGCCCUCGGCGCAGGAAGACCAGCAGGGCCACAGGUCAUCUUGCCUGUCGAUCUGCCACCACAAGCGUUCCUCACCUCGGCGAUGCUGCUCGAUAUGGUAGACAAGAAAGUUGACGUCCUCCUGCGCGACGAGAAAGAAUACAUUGGCAUCCUGCGCUCCUACGACCAAUUCGCAAACCUCGUCCUCACAGAGUGCCACGAGCGGAUAGCCGCCCGCAACCCCUCGUUUGGCACCUCGCCCACAGAGCCCGCCUGGCUGAUACACGACGUCAGGCUGCCCGGCCUGAUGACGAUACGCGGCGAGAACGUGACCAUCUGCGCAACCGUCGACCUCGACCGCGAAGACACACCGCGGGGCGUCAAAUAUGCGCCAGCAGAAGAAGUGCGGGGCCUCGCCGCGCAGCAAAAAGCCGACAAGAAGACGACCGACACGCGGAAAGCCCGGGUGCUGAAGAGCGCGGGCAUCGAGCCUGGGUUCGGCAUGGCUGCGUAA